Messenger RNA from Adineta ricciae, 1983 nucleotides. The record is from the annotation of a GenBank genome assembly. NCBI's taxonomy places the organism in Eukaryota, Metazoa, Rotifera, Eurotatoria, Adinetida, Adinetidae.
AUGAAUGAAUACGAUAAAAAUCAUCAAGAAAUCUCUUCUGAGUCUCUUGAGUCGAAGUUAAAUCAACUGAAUUUAUCUUCAUCAUCAUUUGAUGUGAAUUCUAACGAUGAUGAUGAAGAACAGAUUCCAGUAUCGAUUGAUUCUCCAACAAUCCCUCAACCAUUAAAUGCAUCACACCAAACCGAUUGUAAAUCGACUUCAUCGUCAGAAUUUGGAGUUGAUUGGAGCAAUCGCGCAUGUCCUACAUCACAUUGUUGGUUUCCUGUUGAUUCGAAUGGUUCAUCGACAAACAUAUCUGAGUCUAAUUCAAAUCUAAAAUCAAAACUUUUGUGUUGUGAAACAUGUGGUUUGACUGUACAUUCGCAUCGAUUAACAAAUUCAAAAGUAAUAACAAGUGAUUUUCCUUCACCUUGUCGUCCAUCAUUUGUCGAUGUUAAUUCGAAUUCAUCGGACUAUGACAAACAUUUCUGGUGUCAAGAGAACACUCUUCCAACCCCAUGUCUCAUUUGUCAACGAACAUCGGUCACAGCGACAUUAUUCGCACAUGGAAUCGAUCAGUUAUCUUCAAUGUCUGCUUCAGAUAUUGCUAAUGAAUUUACAUCGAUUUUCAGUUCGAAACCAGGAAAUUUUAUGCAGAAAUUAUCUGAAUCAUCUGGUGGAAUUGUUUGUCUUUGGUGUUCACGGAGUUAUCAUCAUUCAUGUUGGGAACGUGUUACUAAUAAAGAUGAUCAAGUUCAUUGUGAUUAUGGAAUAUUUCGAAAUAUUAUUGUUCGUCCACAAUGGUUGACUCGUUCUCUUCAAUCUCCUCUUGGUUUUCGAGCUCGAUUACCUGAUAAUCUAUCGUCAGAUUCGUUCCCGUACACACCUGUUCUUUUCUUUAUCAAUAAACGUUCAGGUGGACAAGUUGGUGAGAAAAUUUAUCGGGAACUUCUACGAAAAUUCAAUCCACGUCAAAUAUUUCUUCUCGAAAACAAUGAUACCAUCACUCGAGCACUCGACAUGUAUUCUGCAUUACCAAAUACUCGUAUUUGUGUUUUUGGUGGUGAUGGUACAGUCGGAUGGAUUCUCAAUCGUCUAGCCGAGAUUUAUCCUGAGAGAAAGAAUCCACCCGUAGGCAUUUGUCCCUUAGGAACAGGUAAUGAUCUUUCACGUGUCUUAAAUUGGGGUGGUGAAUACGAAGCAAAACAACUCGUACAAACAUUAAUCAAUCUUCCUCAAUCGAAAGUAGUGACACUUGAUCGAUGGAAAGUCGAAUUAGAACAAUUCGAUAUGUCAAGACAGAAUUUAUCGACAAAUAACGAUCGUGGAAAUGAUUCUCCUAUUACUCGCGUGUUUCAAACUUUAUUUAAACAACCACCGAGAUUUGCACUUGAAAUUCAUCGAGAUUCUUAUGAACAAUAUCAUGCAUUACCAAAUUCACGGUUCAUUAAUUAUAUGAGCUUUGGUUUUGAUGCUGCCAUUGCUCUGAAUUUUCAUGAUCAACGUACGCGCAAUCCGGAAAAGUUUUCUUCGCCCUUGAAAAAUAAAUUCAUGUAUUUAAACGAAAGUUGUAAAUAUUUAGAUGAAUUUACUCGAGCGAAUUUGUGGAAUCUUAGUUCAUAUAUUCGUUUGAUAUGUGAUGGUCAAAAUUUGACAAAUGCAAUGCGUGAUUGUCAUACAUUAGUCAUACUCAAUAUUUCUGGAUAUGCAGCGGGUGCAAAUCCAUGGGGAAAUACAGGAUCAACUAUGUCAAGUGAUUUAUUCGAUCGACAAGAUUUUGGUGAUCGGAAAAUCGAAAUUGUCGGAUUGACUACUGCACAUAUGGCUGCUAUACACAUGGGUUUUCGUGGUAAUCGAAUCGCUCAAUGUAAUCAAGUACGUAUUGAACUUUGUUAUCCAAUGACAGCACAAAUGGAUGGUGAACCAUUUUAUCUACCCGCUUCGACAGCUGUUAACAUUAGUCAUGCUGGUCAAGUACUUGUAUUAAGUAAUGACAACAAAUAA